CCGGGAAACUUCUCUGAAUUCCUUAUCAAAACGCCAUGAAUUUCAAUAUCAAACUUAUCAAUGUGCUUUUCGGAUAUAUUUUGAUGGAUUAAUUGGAAUUGACGAGCAGAAUUUCUUUGUCUACCAAGAAGAUGACCCAGGAUGUGAUUCACACAACUUCCGGAGGAUAUUUUGGGCACAAAAGGGCUUGUUUUCGCCAAAUACCUCAAGUUAGAUUAUCUGACCGUUGAUCCAUCACAGAUUGUGACGAGUUAAUUCGGCUCCCCUUUUAAUUAACGCCAAUGACGGACCUUAUCGGAUGAUUGAGGAGUGCAUGGGGAGCCUAUAAAAGACACCCGGUGGAUCUCCUGGGCGAGUAUAUACAGUGACACGCGCGAUGGCGCAUUUUGGAUUACUUGUUCUUGGCCUGUGCGUCGGCAUAGGCGUCGCUGAAGGAUUCGGAGGCCGUCCGAUGCCGCAGUCCGGCGACGGGCAGCCGGGAUGCCGCACUCGCGGGGAGUUUGGCCGCUUGUGGCGCAAUCACGAGGACCCCACGAGGUAUUGGGAGUGCGUGGCCUGGGCGCAGGGCGCAGAGGUGAGGCACUGCGCGCCGUACACGCAGUUCCAGGAAGAGUGGCAGACGUGCGUGCCUGAGCACUUGUGGCAGUGGUCUCCGCCAAUGUCGCCGCCCAGCCGUCCCACUGACACCGUGAAUCCCUGCCAGCCGCUCGAUCUGCCCACGCCUUGCCCGCCUUGUCCCGAAGACACCACCACGACGCUCUGUCCGCCCUGUCCGGAGCAGCCGCCAGAAGAGCCGCCGCCGGACAAUCAGUUGUGCGUGGGACCGCCGCCAAGCAACGGCGGACUCUCCUGCACGGUGCCAGUGUGCUCGGCGGACGAGUUUAACAGGAACGUGUUGUUCCCCAGUCGCACGGCCACGCAGUUCUACCAAUGCGCCGGCAUCGGCUUGCCAGUGGCCCGCGCUUGUGCUCCCGGAACGUGCUUCGACUUCGCCCAGCAAGUGUGCGUUCAACCGCAGUUCUGGUCCAACGCCUGCUCGGCGUCUUUCUUCUGAGAAAAAACGCUCGCGGAAGAGCAGAAAAGCUGAUUUCUGAAUAAAUAUC
Messenger RNA from Phlebotomus argentipes, 1103 nucleotides. RefSeq lists its product as uncharacterized. The transcript has a single exon. NCBI's taxonomy places the organism in Eukaryota, Metazoa, Arthropoda, Insecta, Diptera, Psychodidae. Bases 377 to 1054 code for a protein of 225 amino acids. Gene Ontology annotation, molecular function: chitin binding. The record is from RefSeq and is a predicted model, not a curated record.